UUUUGAACUUGUGCGAGUUUUCGGACUUGUACGGACGACGCAGAUCACGCCCGUGCAAACGUCGCGUCGACAUGACGAUACUGCGCGUCGGACUCUGCCCGGAGUUGACGGCUCCCGUGGUCGACAAGCUACGGUCGUGCGGCGUGAGGACCGUUAUCGAAUACCUCUCGUGUGAACGCGAAGCGCUGGCCGAGCGCUCAGGCCUCGCCUAUGGGGACGUGAUCCGACUUCGCCGUUCGUUACAGGCGACCUACGCUCCCAAGUUUCGCACGGGGGUCGAACUGUACGAGCGGCUACUGGAGAGCACAGCCAUGUUCAGCACGGGUAGCGCGAACGUCGACAAUGCCGUGGGCGGCGGCGUGUACACCGGACGCAUCACCGAGAUCGUAGGCGCCGGCAACAGCGGUAAGACUCAGUUGUGCCACAGUCUAGCCGCUAACGUCGCCAUCGCCAGUCACUUCGGCGUUCUCUACGUGGACGCCCUGAGCUGUUUCUCGCCCGAGAGGCUGCGCCAGAUCGUGACGCGCGCCUCGCGCGGAAGUGACGUCAGAACCGAAACUGCCCUCUCCAAGGUGAGGCACGUCGCUGCGUGCGACUUGCUGGAGGUGGUUCAGGUCGUGGACCAAGUGCAGGAAUCGCUGUGCUCGGCUCGAAACAAGGACGAAUUCUUGACGAACGUCAAAAUGAUCAUAGUCGAUUCCCUGGCGGCCGUCGCUUCUCCCGUUUUGACGGGAGACCAUUACGUGGGCGGUUUGUCGCUACUGGCGCACCUCUGCAACGCGUUACAGCACCUGGUGGCGAGGUUUAGGAUGGCUAUUGUGGUCACCAACGACUUCGUCACCGGUGAAGGCGGCGUCAUGAAACCGGCCCUGGGUCGCUAUUGGGAGGACGUGCCCUCCGUAUCGCUGGAGCUGAACUUGCUAAGUGACCUGUUUGACUGUGGCGAAACGCGAGAACUGAGGGUGGUGAAGAGCCCGGACGCCGGCGUUCUGGGCAAGGUGGUGAGGUUCAGGAUCGCCCCCAAGGGAAUCACAACUGCAGCCGUGAACUCCUGAUGUCCUAAUUGUUUGCUGCGUUGAUAUGUCAACCGGUGUGAACACCUCUGUCAUGGACAAAUGUGAGGCGUGCUAAUACAGACACGAGAGAAAAGAUCCACAUGCCUAUGUGUCAUGCAAAAUUGGGUGCCUGUUGUCCUCUGACUGUAGAUGGCUUGCACAGACAUCACUGAGACCACCAUGUCAGAGCACCAGCAUGGGGAGACGCGACGUUUGCUAUGUCACAUUAAUGUUGUCAAAACAUCACAUGCAGGUUCUUUCGUUAUUCACACACAGAGGCGUUCCUGCCAUGCCGUUGUGACACUGAAGCGGGUUAACCACAACUUGCUUGUCAUCAAAGCCGCCAUUGUGUAGUGCCAGUACGUUCAGAAGCUGCGUCCAUGGUAUCACGAGCAAGUUAUCUAUAGCUCAUAUAUAAUGCAGGGGAUUGGCCAAGUAGUGGGUGGAUUUUCCCAUUAAGUUCUAUGGAGUAACAUUCACAGAUGUAUAGUUAAAGUAGCAAUGACAGAAAGAUCUUACAUUUUUUUUUUUUCUGUUGCAAUAAGUAGCUAAUGACCCACUUAUCAUGGCUGGAAACCUUGUUUGCUCGAGCGUGCGACAGUUUUUUAUGUGGCGAAGUUUUAUAGAGCCCAGUCGCAGUUUCAGUUUGGGAGCGCACCUAGGGAGGCGGGACCAGAGUGGUUUUCAUGUAAACAUAGCUGGCUACGGUGAGCGCAGGAGCACCUUAUUGCCAACUCUUUUAAACAAAGGCUCCCUGGGUGCCACUAUAAUCCUCUCUAGGAUGUUGUGCUCCUGUGCAAGUACCUCUUUCCAUUGAAAAGGUCUGCUAGGAAAGAGCUCGCAAGGAGCAUGGCAGCCAACACGAAUUUGUGAUGCGGGUGGUUGUUGCUUGUUUGCAUUAAAAACAAGUUCGUGUCAAUGUUGUGAGGUGGGGCGUUUCACGUGCAGUUGUGUCACACACACUUGAAAAUUGAUUUUAAAUAUGUUCCAGGCUAUAUUAUCCGUUCAUAUUUUGUAGAUAAUGCCUGUGUGCCCACACAAAUCUAUCCCACAAGUUAUCUCGCUUUCAAAAUUUUGUGUCAAUACUUCGCUAAAUAGCAUACUUGAAUUGCUAAUUAUCGAUAGUAAAACAUUUAAAGCCAGCAGAAUUGGCAGAGAAUAGGUUCACUUACUGGUAAUUCAUUGGAUGGCAAAAAUUUCACGCUGUGUUUGUCAACCCCCUUGCUGAACACCUCUUGUGCUACUUCAAACACACCAACAAACACGUGAAGUCCCUGGAAAUAUGCAAAGAAAUCAUCACCAUAAAAAAAAAUUUUUCAAUUUCGGUUUAUUAUAAAAGAAGCAUUCACAUGAUGACUUAAAGUUGGGAAAGAUGCUCUGUUUGCUUGCUUUGUUUGUUCUGCUUUACUACAUAGGAUGGUCGUGGUUAUAACUAUGUACUCAAACCUUAUUAUCAGUAAACUGCAUCUAAGACAAAAACUGAUUCUCUAUAUCUAGUGUUAUCAAC
Rhipicephalus sanguineus (brown dog tick) is the source of this 2562-nucleotide messenger RNA. RefSeq names its product DNA repair protein RAD51 homolog 4. Gene Ontology annotation, biological process: telomere maintenance; DNA strand invasion; double-strand break repair via homologous recombination. Lineage: Eukaryota; Metazoa; Arthropoda; Arachnida; Ixodida; Ixodidae. Gene Ontology annotation, cellular component: Rad51B-Rad51C-Rad51D-XRCC2 complex; centrosome; replication fork. The record is from RefSeq and is a predicted model, not a curated record. The coding region runs from base 72 to 1055 and encodes 327 amino acids. Gene Ontology annotation, molecular function: ATP binding; ATP-dependent DNA damage sensor activity; four-way junction DNA binding. The transcript has a single exon.